This is a messenger RNA of Cherax quadricarinatus, 745 nucleotides long. Lineage: Eukaryota; Metazoa; Arthropoda; Malacostraca; Decapoda; Parastacidae. The record is from RefSeq and is a predicted model, not a curated record.
UUUAGUCUGGCCCUGAAUGUGCUCAUCUCGCUCUGCUGUAUUUUGUUCUUCUAUGCGAGUCUUGGAUGCAAAAAUAGUUACAUUAAAUAUGAAAGUUUACCUGAGUGUCAGUGUGAGACGAUGCUUGGUUUAUCAUCAUCACAAGACACAGUUGAGCAGAUGGAGGAAUCUAUAACAUUUUUGAAUCAAACAACAAAGAAGAACCUGAUGCAGCAUCACCCAAACAUACCUGUGAGAAUUAUCAUGGAUAUGACACAAAACACAAGGUGUAACCUAAUGCCAAGCCUUUUCAACAUCAGAUGGCACAAUAUAUACUGGCAGGAAGCCAAGCUCUCUCAAGAUACUACUGUUUUUCUUUACUCGGCCAUCUAUGACAACAGAAAACAUACUGAUGUGCGACCAUGUGUGCGGAUAGUGAGUGUGAGCAGUUCAACAUGCCUGCCGCCUGCCUACUGUCACUUGUGGUUCAAUGUUACAAAACCCCCUGUACCUUCGAGAAUUAUCAAAACUGAAUACAUAGACUACCAGUGGAUGGACAGGUCACGUGAAAUGAUGUACUUAUUGACAUGUCGCAUUCCUCCUAGUAUGGGCUCCAUCAAGCCAGAGGCAGUCUCUGUUGUCCACACUCCCUGCCAUACUGCCACUAACCUUUUACAUGUGAUUGGGGCUGCAGAAAGAGAGUCAAUGGCUGUGUCUAGUAAUUUUAUUUCACAAAAUGAUAAAUGGUAAGUAGAGCUCAGAAUUU